Molecule: messenger RNA, 1895 nt
Organism: Osmia bicornis bicornis
Lineage: Eukaryota; Metazoa; Arthropoda; Insecta; Hymenoptera; Megachilidae
Product: cytochrome P450 4c3-like
Exons: 8
Coding region: 343-1887 (514 amino acids)
Molecular function (GO): monooxygenase activity; heme binding; iron ion binding
Source: RefSeq, a predicted model, not a curated record
ACUGUUUGGUACGGGGCCGCAUUACCGGGGGAGUCAUUCAACAGGGCACACUCUUUCUCCAUUCACGCUCUGAUCAUUUCAGCAUCGCGGCAAUCUCUACUUUAUUUGGCAAAAUGAACCUGGCCCUUUGUGUGGAAAUUUGUAACUUCUCGUGAAAAGAUUUCAACUUUUCUUUUUUUUUCACCAAGUUAAAUCUGUUCUUACUGUAAACAGAACAUUUUAUUACAGUGAAAAGACAAUUUUUUGACAAAAGUGAAUCGUUUUAAUUCAAGAAAUUUAUUACACAAUUUGAUAAGUAUGCAGAGAAUGCAAAAAUAUUGAAUAAAAUAUAUAUCAUUCGUUAUGGAAGGAUCUUGGCUCACGUUAAUUCUGUCAAUGUGUUUGAUGACGAUCAUCUUGCUGUUACUAGUGCGACGAGGAAAGUUUUUGUAUACUCUGAGGAAAGUGCCGUAUCCUCCUGCGCUUCCUAUCAUUGGUAAUGCGUAUCAACUAUGCUGCAGUCCGGAAGAAGCAUUCAAGAAAAUGAUCAAAUGGGGACAAGAACUGGGAGAUAUAUAUCUUGUUUGGGUAGGCAUGCGCCCCUUUAUUUUUCUCUACAAAGCAGAAGCAAUACAACCAUUGUUAAGCAGCAGUAUUCACAUAGACAAAAGUUUGGAGUAUAAAUAUUUACAACCCUGGCUUGGUAGUGGUUUAGUAACUAGCACUGGCGAAAAAUGGCACUUUCGAAGAAAAUUGCUUACACCAACUUUCCAUAGCGGUCUUUUGGAAGUAUAUUUAAAGACAGCUAUCAGAGAAGCGGAGGUAUUAAUAUCUUGUCUCAGGAAAGAAAUUGGUAAACCAGCAUUUGACAUUGUACCAUACGCUAAAAGAGCGACAUUGGAUGUAAUAUGCGAUAGUUCCAUGGGAUGCAAUGUCAACGCACAAACAAAUUUCAAAAAUGAAUAUGUACAAGCUAUUAAUACACUAGCAUCUAUCUCACAAAGAAGAUUUUUGAACGUUUGGAUGUCUUUUGAUCCGAUUUUUAAGCUAACUAGAUGGGGUCAAAAAUACAACCAUGCACUUGGUGUCACACACGAAUUUGUUAAUAGGAUUAUAGCAGAGAGAAAAGCCGAGUGGAAAGCUAAAAAAUAUAGAAACUGUAGUGAACAAUCUAAUAAACAUCAAGCUCUGCUAGACUUGUUAUUAGAAUUAUCACAAGAUGGUAAAGUGCUCACUGAUGAUGACAUUCGCGAUGAAGUGAACACAUUUAUGUUCGCGGGCCAUGAUACUACAGCGACCAGCGUAUCUUGGAUAUUAUAUGCACUCGGUCGACAUCCCGAAUACCAGGAAAAAGUUCUUAACGAGUAUUACGAAGUAACAAAGACAAAACAAUUAACCUUAGAUGUAUUAAGUAAAUUAACAUGGUUAGAAGCAUGUAUAAAAGAAACCUGGAGGGUGUACCCGGUAGCUCCACUUAUUGCAAGACAAAUCUAUCAUCCUAUUACUAUUUUGGGACACGAUAUUCCAAUAGGAUCUACAGUACUUGUCAAUUCGUUUUUGCUUCACCGUGACCCUCGGUAUUUUCCCGAACCAGAUACUUAUAAGCCAGAGCGCUUUUUACCCAAUGGACCAAAAUACCCUCCUUAUGCUUUUAUUCCUUUUAGUGCAGGUUCCCGUAAUUGUAUAGGUUCAAAAUACGCCAUAAUGAUAGUCAAAAUUCUUAGUCUUUUUAUAUUAAAAAAUUUUCACGUCAUAUCUUUAGAUACCGAAGAUCAACUUCGCUUUAGUAGUGAAUUAGUACUACAUAAUGCUAAUGGACUUCGAUUAAAAAUUACGCCACGGAAACAAGAACUUGAUGUAAUUAUAUUGCACAGUAUGCAUUCAAAUAAAGUUAAAGAGAAAUGUUAAAAUGAAAA